Molecule: messenger RNA, 801 nt
Organism: Rhodofomes roseus
Lineage: Eukaryota; Fungi; Basidiomycota; Agaricomycetes; Polyporales; Fomitopsidaceae
Product: Nucleotidylyl transferase
Exons: 2
Biological process (GO): NAD+ biosynthetic process
Molecular function (GO): nicotinate-nucleotide adenylyltransferase activity; nicotinamide-nucleotide adenylyltransferase activity
Source: RefSeq, a predicted model, not a curated record
UUCACAUACCCGCCAGACUACCAAUUCCCGACACACCGCCUCCGACACACCCUGCGGAAUCCAGACAAGCAACCUCUCGUCCUCGUAGCAUGCGGGUCCUUCAGUCCGAUUACUUUCCUCCACCUCCGGAUGUUCGAGAUGGCGGUCGACUUCGUGCGGCAGAACACGGACUACGAGAUCGUCGCGGGGUACCUCAGUCCUGUCAGUGACCAGUACAAGAAGCCCGGGCUGCUCAGCGCACACCAUCGUGUUCACAUGUGCAACAUCGCUGCGGAACAGACAUCAACAUGGCUCAUGGUUGACCCAUGGGAGGCCAUCCAGUCCUACCAGCGCACCGCCGUCGUGCUCGACCACUUCGACUUCGAGAUCAACACCAUGCUCGGGGGGAUCGCCUCCCCCGACGGGACGAGCAAGCCCGCGCGCAUCAUGCUCCUCGCCGGGUCGGACCUCAUCGCGACGAUGAGCGAGCCCGGCGUGUGGUCCGAGCGUGAUCUCGACCACAUCCUGGGCAAGUACGGCGUGAUGAUCAUCGAGCGCGCAGGCGCGGACAUGGACCAGGCGAUCGACUCGCUUUCCCGCUGGCGGCACAACAUCCAUCUUAUCCACCAGCUCAUCCAGAACGACGUCUCGUCGACGAAGGUCCGGCUCUUCCUCCGGCGCGGCCUCUCCGUGCGCUACCUGCUCCCUGCACCCGUUGUCGACUACAUCGAGCAGAACGGGCUGUACUCAGACGAGGGCCCGACCGCGAGCGCGGCGAGCGGCGCGGUGGUCGCGGAGAAGGAAAAGGGCAAGGGAAAGGAG